This is a messenger RNA of Mycena indigotica, 1107 nucleotides long. RefSeq names its product CYCLIN domain-containing protein. The record is from RefSeq and is a predicted model, not a curated record. Gene Ontology annotation, biological process: positive regulation of transcription by RNA polymerase II. Gene Ontology annotation, cellular component: mediator complex; nucleus. Lineage: Eukaryota; Fungi; Basidiomycota; Agaricomycetes; Agaricales; Mycenaceae. The transcript is spliced from 4 exons. Bases 1 to 1107 code for a protein of 368 amino acids. Gene Ontology annotation, molecular function: cyclin-dependent protein serine/threonine kinase regulator activity.
AUGGCCACCGAUUUCUGGUCGAGUUCCCACUACAAGCGAUGGAUUGUCGACCGUGCGACACUCCGUCAAGCAAGAGCAGAAGACCUGCUUUAUGUAGAAGACCCUGAGCAUCUAGACUUUCUAGCGAUAUACUUUGCUGAAGUGGUUGCAAAGCUAGGAAGGUCUCUCCAUCUCGCGCAACGUGCCAUCGCCACCGCGACAGUUUUCUUUCGACGCUUCUACCUCAAAAACUCUUAUUGCGAGACCGACCCAUUCAUCGUCGCCGCAGCAUGCUGUUAUCUUGCCUCAAAAGCAGAGGAAUUUCCGGUCCACAUCAAGAAUGUCGUCUCUGACGCCAGGCGGAUGUUUGGUCAGGAGCCAUACAACGUCAAGACCUUCCCUACGGACAACACCAAGCUCGCCGAGAUGGAGUUCUACCUUGUCGACGACCUUGACUGCGACCUGACAGUCUUCCAUCCCUAUCGAACACUGCUCACCUUGUGCAAGUCUGCCGAGGAUCAGCCUGAGGAGGAAUCAGAGGCCGGAGAAGUCGGUGUCGGUGUUAAUGCGGAGGAUGGCUCGCGGUAUUGGGGGACUGGGCAAGGGCAGCUUGAGCUCCCUUCCGGCGGACUCCAAACGGCAUGGUUCAUUAUCAACGACACCUUUCGCUCUGAACUCUGUCUCCUCUAUCCGCCACACCUGAUUGCCAUCGCUGCCAUCUACCUUACCUGUGUGUUCAACCCUGCAACACAAAGCGCCAUUGCCGCUUCCCACGAGCCUACUCCCACUCCUCGACGUUCCUCGCGUCACGCAGCAGACAAAUCCAGCACCCAGGACCCGCUCACCUUCCUUGCCGGCUUGAACGUCUCCCUCCCACUGGUAGCCACAAUUGCCCAAGAAAUCAUCGCCAUGUACACGCUCUGGGAGCGCUACAGGGACAAACUAUCUGAAAAGAAAUCAGAAGCUGACGCAACACCACCGCCAGUCGACGGGAAUGGGAUGACAGCAGCAAUGCUGACGGAUAUUCUAACGCGCAUGAGGGAGGCGCGAAUGCAAGAUCACAUUCAACAACAGGGUCGGCAAAUGGCAGUCAAUCGAAUCUUGGAGCGAACUCAAGGAGCCGGCUGA